AUGGAUAAGAACUUGGGGAUUUCAAAGAAAGUAGAUCUUGCAUCACUGGAGCUGUACCCGAGUGUGCCCCAGGCGUCUCGCGUCCCGUCUGACCGGACCUACUCGUCUGACCGGACCUACUCGUCUGACCGGACCUACUCGUCUGACCGGACCUACUCGUCUGACCGGACCUACUCGUCUGACCGGACCUACUCGUCUGACCGGACCUACUCGUCUGACCGGACCUACUCGUCUGACCGGACCUACUCGUCUGACCGGACCUACUCGUCUGACCGGACCUACUCGUCUGACCGGACCUACUCGUCUGACCGGACCUUCUCGUCUGACCGGACCUACUCGUCUGACCGGACCUACUCGUCUGACCGGACCUACUCGUCUGACCAGACCUACUCGUCUGACCGGACCUACUCGUCUGACCGGACCUACUCGUCUGACCGGACCUACAAGGGGGGGGGAGUGGGGAAAUACACACAAGGGUGA
Procambarus clarkii (red swamp crayfish) is the source of this 480-nucleotide messenger RNA. The record is from RefSeq and is a predicted model, not a curated record. Lineage: Eukaryota; Metazoa; Arthropoda; Malacostraca; Decapoda; Cambaridae.